AUGGUCAAGAGGGAAGGAAGCAAGCGGGCCCCAGACUGUCAGAGUCAGCAGACCACUUCCGGCGUGGCCGUGGCGGCUAAUGCUACUACGAACCCGUCGCAGCUGCUGCCGUUAGAGCUUGUGGACAAAUGUAUUGGAUCAAGAAUUCACAUUGUUAUGAAGAGUGAUAAGGACAUUGUUGGUACUCUUCUAGGAUUUGAUGACUUUGUCAAUAUGGUACUGGAAGAUGUCACUGAGUUUGAAAUUACACCAGAAGGAAGAAGGAUUACUAAAUUAGAUCAGAUCUUGCUAAAUGGAAAUAAUAUAACAAUGCUGGUUCCUGGAGGAGAAGGAUCUGAAGUAUGAAUGAGUUUCCUUGGCUUACACUAGAUUCUGUUUUGUCUUAUAAUGACAAGAAAAUGGAAUUUCUUUUUGCCUUCUGUUUAAAUCCUAUAAAGCUAAGUUUCCCGUUAAAGGGAAGUGCUUUGAAGAUGUGUACCCAUUUUUGUAAGUUAAUCAUGAUUAUUCUGGAAAAAAGAAGAGUUUCUUCUUUGAAGAUGAAAAUAAAAGUGUUUUUGGUUAAAAAAAAAA
Molecule: messenger RNA, 570 nt
Organism: Saimiri boliviensis boliviensis (Bolivian squirrel monkey)
Lineage: Eukaryota; Metazoa; Chordata; Mammalia; Primates; Cebidae
Source: RefSeq, a predicted model, not a curated record